Molecule: messenger RNA, 888 nt
Organism: Grus americana (Whooping crane)
Lineage: Eukaryota; Metazoa; Chordata; Aves; Gruiformes; Gruidae
Product: UPF0500 protein C1orf216-like
Exons: 2
Coding region: 85-888 (267 amino acids)
Source: RefSeq, a predicted model, not a curated record
AAAACACGAUACACAGACACAAUGCACUGUAACUCUUUUCCUUUCCCCCAGUAACCUCGAAAGUUUCUGUAGCUCAUGCAAUAAAUGGCUGAGACAGUAGGUGUAAUACCAAGAGAUGAAGAGGACAUCCAAAAUAACAGUGAUGAUGAAGACCUGUUUCUGACUUGUGAUGCUGUAACGGUAUCCCCCGGUUGCUCUUCCAGCCCUUCAUUAGCCAGCCUUAAUGAAGACAAGGGAAGCUCAACAGUGCCAGAAAGACUGUCUGUCCUCUCCAGCAAGGCCGUGGCCCAGGCAAAAGCCCUGACUGGCCCAGAGAUGGUUAGUGGUGGCCAGGCACAGAGGACAGCCUCCGAGUUGGCUGAGCAUCAUCCGACAACUGUAAGUGCAUCGUUAGGUGGCUCAUGGUACCCCACGGCGGUCGAUAACCUGCAGCCUGGGGGCGUUGCCUCCCUGUGCUCCAAAAGCCCCUGCUGUGAUGGUAACCCAAGUUUGGAAGCACCACAGGUCCCAAGGGUGCCCGGCGGGGCCAGCGAGUCCCCUCAGGCUGUCGCUGCCCUGCCCACGAGUGACCCUGGGGGCUGCCACAUGCUGCAGGUGGGGAGCGGCAUGAAGGGUGAUACAGCCCCUUGUAGCCUGGGCCAGGCAAUUUGGACGAAGUCCGCAAAAGUAAUGGAGACCUUAGAAAGUAAGAAAAAAGAGGAAAAGGAGAAGUACCGGCUCCAGCUAGCUAUGUACCGACGGCUUCUGCUGUUGCGUUCAAUCAGGAGCUUGCACAAGCAGCUGGAGCAGCAGCAGGCCAGAUUGCAGCAAUGCUACGGUGUGGUAAUAAAUACCAAGAAAGAAGUGUUGAAACACAUUCGCUCCACCUCGCCCUCACCUUCGCCAUAA